This is a messenger RNA of Epinephelus fuscoguttatus (brown-marbled grouper), 2322 nucleotides long. Its product is annotated as CARD- and ANK-containing Inflammasome Adaptor Protein. Gene Ontology annotation, molecular function: protein binding. Gene Ontology annotation, biological process: regulation of apoptotic process. NCBI's taxonomy places the organism in Eukaryota, Metazoa, Chordata, Actinopteri, Perciformes, Serranidae. The transcript has 4 exons. The record is from RefSeq and is a predicted model, not a curated record. Bases 1 to 2322 code for a protein of 773 amino acids.
AUGCUCAAUAUACUCAAAGGCUUUGACGCUCAGGCCGCAGCAUCAGCUUGUAUCAACCCCUACGCUGUGGAUGUAAUCCGGGCAAAGAGAAGGGAUCUAGUGUAUGGGAUCUCACAUACUGAGGAUCUACUGGAUCUCCUCGUCACAGAGGGGGUCAUGACAGCAGCAAAGAGAUCCAUCGUCUUGUCCAUCAGGACUCGCAAAGAUCAAAACUCCAGGGUCCUGGACAUCCUGGAGGCCAGAGGUGAAAGGGCAUGUCGGAUAUUCUUUCAUCCGUGUCUUAUGCUGGCAGAACCCGACCUCUAUCAGCAAAUCAAGACCUAUGUGGGUGGUGUGAAUGAGCGUGUUCGAGACACAAGGAGACAGCUGAUUGGAUAUUUGCUGGAGAGGGACCAACAGGGGAUGGUUGUCACUCACAAGACUAGCACUUUACUUGUCACCAAAGGAACUAAGAAAUUUAGCCGUGAAAGAGAAGACAGAGGCACUGUGGCACUUUUAAAACCAGAGAAGCACAAACCAGAACAAAGUCAAUCAGAAAAUCUCAUCCACAUGAUUGCAACAGACGGGGAGCUAGUACUGCUACAGGAGCUGUUAGAUGACACUGAUAUUAACACUGUCAAUUCAGCCAACGAGACUCUAUUACACGUAGCUGCUGAAAAUGGUCACCUGCCCAUCAUUGAGCUCUUGAUCCAUAAAGGAGCCAGACUGGACCUGCAGGAUAAUGAAGGUCACACAGCUCUUCACAGAGCAGCCAGAAGGGAUCACACUGAGAUAGUCGCUGCCCUCAUACAAGCUGGGGCCCCUAUCUACGCUCAGGAUGUAGACGGCAAAACCCCCGUUCACCUGGCAGCGGAAAAUGAACACCUGAAAUCUGUCAAAGUCCUGGUGAAGGAGGAGGCCAAGCAGUCUGUGAGCCACACACAGGACAUGUUUCUUCACACAGCAGCCGUGGAGGAUAACUGGAGGCUGGCUGAGCUGCUGCUGCAGAGCGGGGCCGCUGUCAAUGCCAGAAACAGCCAUAAAAAAGCAGCUCUGUUUUAUGCAGUUUCCAGGAACAAUGAGAAAACAGUGACUGUCCUUCUAGACGCAGGGGCUGAAGCUGACUAUGAUGUUAUAAAUGAAGCCAUUAAGCUCAACCAAGAAUCAGUUCUCCGUCUGUUGCUUGAUAACCCCAGAGGAGCUCCGAGUGAAGACACACUGGGCUCUGCUCUCUUCUCAGCUGUUAAACAGAACCGUGAUGGAGUGGUGACCACUCUCAUAGACAGUGGAGCAAAUGUGAAUAUGUUGGACAAACAAGGCUACACUCCUCUCCUGUUGUCAGCUGAGCUGGGGCACACUGAAGUCUUAAGAGUGCUGCUAGCCAAACAGGCCAAACUUGAUGCUACUUUAUCCGACUUGUCUUCAGCGUUGCACCUGGCUGUCCACAGUGGCUCUGUGCCCAUAGUGCAGACAUUACUGGAAACAGGAUUAGAGGCCAACAUCGCUGGACCUAAAGCCCAAACCCCUUUACACCUGGCAGCUCAGUGCAACAGGUCAGAAUUAGUGGAUGUGUUGUUAAGAGCUGGAGCACAGGUGAAUGCGGUAGCCCAGGAUGGGCUGACCCCUCUGCAUGUAGCCAGCCAGCAGGGCCAUGCAGACACACUGAUCCCACUUCUUCAAGGAAAGGCCGACCCAGGAGUGAAAGACAGGCUGGGGAGGACAGCCUUGCACUGGGCAGCCUCUUCCCAGGGAGAAAACUGUGUGGUAGACUUGCUGCUGUCAGCCAAAGCCAACCCAAACACCACUGAUAACGAGAAGAAAACUGCCCUCCACUUCGCUGCUAUGGAGGGAAAAGUGGCUGCUGUGACCUCACUGUUGUCCCACAAGGCAAAGGGAGGAGCUAAAGACAUGGAUGGCUCCACACCUCUUCAUUACGCAGCAGCUGGCGGGCAUGCUAGUGCAGUAUCAGCCCUUCUACAAUUACUUAAUAACAAAGGCAUAGAGGAGAGGAAUGCAUGGAGGAAAACGCCGCUCCAUGGUGCAGCUGAGAGGGGCCACGACAGUGUGGUGGUGCUGCUCCUGGAGGCCGGGGCAAAGAUCAACAGCACAGAUCAAAGUAAAGACACUCCUCUGCACUGUGCUGUGCGAGGUGGACACCAGGAGGCAGUGAAGAGGCUUGUAAACUGGGGCCAGGCUGGGCUCAUGGGACGGCAGAAGACGGCGAGUCUGCAGGCUACAAAUAAUGUGGGGAAGACACCUCUGCAGGUGGCAGAGAGUGGAGACACCCCAGAACAUGAGAGCAUUGCUACUUUACUCAAGAGGAAGAUGUUUCUUAUCAAAUAA